This is a messenger RNA of Tripterygium wilfordii, 1107 nucleotides long. RefSeq names its product cytokinin riboside 5'-monophosphate phosphoribohydrolase LOG5-like. The record is from RefSeq and is a predicted model, not a curated record. Gene Ontology annotation, cellular component: nucleus; cytosol. Gene Ontology annotation, molecular function: hydrolase activity, hydrolyzing N-glycosyl compounds. Bases 120 to 812 code for a protein of 230 amino acids. The transcript is spliced from 7 exons. NCBI's taxonomy places the organism in Eukaryota, Viridiplantae, Streptophyta, Magnoliopsida, Celastrales, Celastraceae. Gene Ontology annotation, biological process: cytokinin biosynthetic process.
UACUGCUGUGGUAUCCACAGUGCACAACACAGGCGCACCUAACUAAGGCUCUCUUGCAGGUAUAAUUCAUUUGAUACUAGUUACAAACAGGUGGUGAACAUAACUUACAGGUGGUGGGAAUGGAAGGCAAACUUGUGAAAGACUCUAGAUUCAAGAGUGUUUGUGUUUUCUGUGGUAGCAGUUCUGGGAAGAGGGACUGCUACAGAAACGCUGCCAUUGAUUUGGCUCGAGAGCUGGUGUCUCUGAGGCUUGAUCUUGUGUACGGAGGAGGGAGUAUUGGAUUGAUGGGUUUGGUUUCUCAAGCGGUUCACAUAGCUGGAGGACGUGUUCUUGGGAUCAUACCCAGAACUUUGAUGUCUAAAGAGAUAACUGGUGAAACCGUUGGAGAGGUAAGGCCAGUAGCAGACAUGCACCAAAGGAAGGCUGAGAUGGUCCGCCAUUCUGAUUGCUUCAUUGCCCUACCAGGUGGCUAUGGAACUUUGGAGGAGCUGUUGGAAGUGAUCACCUGGGCUCAACUGGGAAUCCAUGAUAAGCCUGUGGGCUUGCUUAAUGUCGAUGGUUAUUACGACUCUCUGCUCACUUUCAUUGACAAGGCUGUUGAUGAUGGCUUCAUCAAGCCCUCCCAGCGAAACAUCUUUGUCUCAGCAACAAAUGCCAAAGAACUUGUUCAGAAACUGGAGGAGUAUGUGCCUGUACAUGAUGGAGUUAUAGCAAAGACAAUGUGGGAAGUUGAGCAGCAGCAACCACCAACAUCACCAUUGGAACAGGUGGGGUUCAAUACCUCUACUUUGCAGACUGAAAUAGCUCUAUAAAGGCCGGACAAUUAAAAGUUGAAGAAAAGAAAGUUGUUCUAGGCAUUAUUGCUUUUGACUAGUCUGAUUUUUUUUGUCAUACAUAUACCAACCAUUUCAUAAUGGUUUUGUGGGGUUUAAUUGACUUAUUAGUGAAUAAGGCAGGAACAUUGACAUCCUUUUUUGUACUACCUUGUGAAGAUUGAUUAGAGAAAAGUUAGGUUGUUGAGUGGGGUUUAUGUAUUAACUCUUAAGCAUGUAUUUUGUGCCUUGAAUUAUAUACAAGAGAUUAUAUAAAGGAACAAGAAGACAAAUC